Messenger RNA from Pipistrellus nathusii (Nathusius's pipistrelle), 2769 nucleotides. NCBI's taxonomy places the organism in Eukaryota, Metazoa, Chordata, Mammalia, Chiroptera, Vespertilionidae. The record is from the annotation of a GenBank genome assembly.
AUGGUUGAACCAGAGGAUUCAUCCAUCGCUCCUAUGGCUGCCUCACAGACUUCACAAACUGUUGCAUCUCACGUUCCUUUUGCAGAUUUAUGUUCAACAUUAGAACGAAUACAGAGAAGUAAAGGACGUGCAGAUAAAAUCAGACACUUCAGGGAAUUUUUAGAUUCUUGGAGAAAAUUUCAUGAUGCCCUUCAUAAGAACCAGAAAGAUGUCACAGACUCUUUUUAUCCUGCAAUGAGACUUAUUCUCCCUCAGCUAGAAAGAGAGAGAAUGGCCUAUGGAAUCAAAGAAACAAUGCUUGCUAAGCUUUAUAUCGAAUUGCUCAAUUUACCUAAAGAUGGGAAAGAUGCUCUUAAACUUUUAAAUUACAGGACACCUACCGGAACUCGUGGAGAUGCUGGGGACUUUGCCAUGAUUGCAUACUUUGUGUUGAAACCAAGAUGUUUACAGAAAGGAAGUUUAACCAUCCAGCAAGUAAAUGACAUUUUGGACUCAAUUGCCUCCAAUAACUCUGCCAAGAGAAAGGACCUAAUAAAGAAGAGUCUUCUUCAGCUAAUAACUCAGAGUUCAGCACUUGAACAAAAGUGGCUAAUACGAAUGAUUGUGAAGGACUUAAAGCUAGGUUUUAGUCAGCAAACUGUGUUUUCUCUUUUUCAUAACGAUGCUGCUGAGUUGCAUAAUGUCACCACAGAUCUGGAGAAAGUCUGUAGGCAACUGCAUGACCCUUCAGUAGGGCUCAGUGAUAUCUCUAUCACUUUAUUCUCCCCCUUUAAACCAAUGCUCGCUGCAAUAGCAGAUAUUGAGCGAAUCGAGAAGGACAUGAAAAACCAGAGUUUCUAUAUUGAAACCAAGCUAGAUGGCGAGCGGAUGCAAAUGCACAAAGAUGGGGAUGUGUAUGCAUAUUUCUCCCGAAAUGGAUAUAAAUAUACGGAACAGUUUGGUGCUUCUCCACAGGAAGGUUCUCUCACACCUUUCAUUCAUAAUGCAUUCAGAACAGAUAUACAGAAUUGUAUCCUUGAUGGUGAGAUGAUGGCCUACAAUCCUAAUACGCAAACUUUUAUGCAAAAGGGGAGUAAGUUUGAUAUUAAAAGAAUGGUAGAGGAUUCUGAUCUGCAAACAUGUUAUUGUGUUUUUGAUGUAUUGAUGGUCAAUGAUAAAAAGCUAGGGCAUGAAACCCUGAGGAAGAGAUACGAAAUUCUUGGUGGUAUUUUUACACCAGUACCAGGCAGAAUACAAAUAGUGGAAAAAACACAAGCUCAUACUAAUCAAGAAGCAAUUGAUGCUCUGAAUGAAGCAAUAGAUAAGAGAGAAGAGGGAAUCAUGAUAAAACACCCUCUAUCCAUUUAUAAGCCAGACAAAAGGGGAGAAGGAUGGUUAAAAAUUAAACCAGAGUACGUAAACGGCCUCAUGGAUGAACUGGACAUCAUAAUUGUCGGGGGCUACUGGGGUAAAGGCUCUCGGGGUGGAAUGAUGUCUCAUUUCCUGUGUGCUGUCGCAGAGAAGCAUGCUUCCGGCGAAAAACCAUCGGUGUUUCACACUCUCUGCCGUAUUGGCUCAGGUUACACCAUGAAAGAACUGUAUGAUCUGGGUUUGAAACUGGCCAAGCACUGGAGGCCUUUUCAUAAAAAAGCUCCACCGAGUAGCAUUUCAUGUGGAACAGAGAAGCCCGAAGUGUACAUUGAGCCUUGCAAUUCUGUCAUCCUUCAGGUCAAAGCAUCAGAGAUUGUUCCCAGCGACAUGUAUAAAACUGGCUGCACUUUGCGUUUCCCACGGAUUGAAAAGAUCAGAGAAGACAAGGAGUGGCAUGAGUGCAUGACUCUGGAUGACUUAGAACAGCUUCGAGGUAAAGCUUCUGGAAAGCUGGCAUCUAAGCACCUUUAUGUCGGUGGUGAUAAUGAACCCCAAGUCAAAAAGCGGAAAGCUGCCCCCAAAACUAAGAAAGUUAUUGGAAUCAUUGAGCACUUAAAGGCACCGAACCUUUCUAAUGUAAACAAAGUUUCCAAUAUAUUUGAAGAUGUGGAGUUUUGUGUUAUGAGUGGAAUAAAUGGCCACCCAAAGCCUGACCUGGAGAACAGGAUUGCAGAAUUUGGUGGGUACAUAGUACAAAACCCAGGCCCAGACACCUACUGUGUUAUCGCAGGGUCUGAGAACAUAAGAGUGAAAAAUAUAAUUUCUUCAGAUAAACACGAUGUGGUCAAGCCUGAGUGGCUGUUAGAAUGUUUUAAGACCAAAAGCUGUGUGCCAUGGCAGCCUCACUUCAUGAUUCAUAUGUGCCCGUCAACAAAAGAACACUUUGCCCGUGAAUAUGAUUGUUACGGUGAUAGUUAUUUUGUUGACACAGAUUUGGACCAACUGAAGGAAGUCUUCUCCGGAAUUAAAGAUCCUGGUGAGCAGACUCCUAAAGAAAUGGCCCCUGUGAUUGCUGAUUUAGAGUGUCGGUAUUCCUGGGACUGCUCUCCCCUGAAUAUGUUUCGAAACCACAUCGUUUAUUUGGACUUGUAUACCGUUAUUAAUGACUUGAACACCAAAAUCGAGGGAACAAGAUUAGCUAUCACAGCCUUAGAGCUUCGAUUUCAUGGAGCAGAAGUAGUUUCUUGUUUAGCGAAGGGAGUGUCUCAUGUAAUCAUUGGGGAGGAUCAUAGUCGUGUUGCAGAUUUUAAAGCUUUUCGAAGAACUCUUAAGAGGAAGUUUAAAAUUCUGCAAGAAGGUUGGGUAAUUGAUUCAAUAGACAAAUGUGAAUUACAGGAGGAAAAUCAGUAUUUGGUUUAA